Molecule: messenger RNA, 1656 nt
Organism: Brassica napus (rape)
Lineage: Eukaryota; Viridiplantae; Streptophyta; Magnoliopsida; Brassicales; Brassicaceae
Product: NAC domain-containing protein 5
Exons: 5
Coding region: 117-1499 (460 amino acids)
Biological process (GO): regulation of DNA-templated transcription
Molecular function (GO): DNA binding
Source: RefSeq, a predicted model, not a curated record
UUAAUUUGCAGAAGAGAGAUCAACAACGGAGAAAGAAGCUCUCUGCUAAAUAUUCUGAUUCUUCUUUCUUUUUUUGGUUAUUUAUUAACUCCAAAGUCUUUCGUCAGAAUCACAAAAUGGUGGAUCCGGUGGGUUACAGAUUCCGUCCGACGGACGAGGAGAUCGUCGUACACUACGUGAGGCCAAAGAACAUCGAGAGUAACACGAGUCAUGUAGACGAAGUCAUGAACACAGUCGAUAUAUAUAGCUUCGACCCAUGGGAGUUACGUUUCAAGUCGAGGAUAAAAUCGAGAGAUGAGGUUGUUUGGUACUUCUUCGGUUGUAAGAAACGAAUGCGUAACAACAGACAGAGGAGGACAAUCCCGUCUGGUUUUUGGAGUAAUACCGGCGAGACAAAGCCAAUAAUCCGGAAGAAGGGAGGAGGAGGAGAUCACGAGAAGAUUGGUGAGAAAAGGGUUUUUGUGUUUAAGUACAGUAGUAAGAUUCCCGGUGGGUCGAAGUCGAAAUCGAAGUCGAAAUCGAAAUCGAAAUCGAAAUCGGAUUGGGUUAUGCACGAAUACGUCGCUACGUUCUCGUCUCCCGACUCUCAGAUGAUGACGACAUCGACAUAUACAGUGUGUAAAGUAAUGUUUAAGGGUGACCCCACAGACUUACCUUCUUCUUCCUCUGCUGGUGAAAUUGAGGAUGAUCUCUCUUUGAUCCCUCAAUUUAACAGCAACAGUUCGGGAGGACUGAGUAAAGAGACAGAGGUACAGAACCCAAACCAGAUUACAAGUUCCAUCUCUUUAAUCCCUCGUGUGAACAACAACAAUUCUGGAGGACUGAGUACAGAGACAGAGGUGGUAGGUCACUUCACAACCAUACUCCUUUUUAAGUCAACCCUCCUUCUUUUGUGUUCUUCCCUUUCUCAUGAGUCUUCGUUUGAAUUACAGGAUCCACGUCUGUUUAGUAGCUUUCCUUAUUUGGAGGAAGAUGCUCAUAUCGAAGAUGCAACGCUCAGGGCUUUGAACUAUGAUGGUGCUAAGGAGGAUGAGGAGGAGGAGGAGGAGCUUGUGAAUCUUUGGUCUAUGCAAGAGGAGCGCAACGAUCACAGACCUAAAAUGCCACUGACCGGUUUCAUUAGCGAUGAUGAUGAUGAUGAUAGUGAUUCUGAUUCCAUAUCUACAAAAACAUGUUCCAUUAAAAGCUCGAGCACUUGUGUUACUUUUGGUAACUCUAAUCGUCUCAUAGACCAAAUCAUAGACCUGCCAGAGUCCCCACGCUCAACAAUCGAAUCAGUCUCGUUAACUCAAGAGGUGAGCAAAGCUCUAGGAGCCAAUAGUGCUAUAUCCGAGAAGAAGAUGAGUCCUUGUGAUGAUGAUGCUCAAGUAAGUGAGAUCGGAGGUGAUCAAAUGGGUCAGGAGAUGGUGAUCAAGAACAAAAGAGCUGGUUUCAUUUACAGGAUGAUACAAAAAUUCGCCAAGAAAAUCAAGCUAUGUUCUUGUGUCUCAAGAAUAUGAUGCACCAGUCAACGAGAUCAAUUAAGAAUACAUUUGGUAAUUUCCAUGUAUGAGUUCAGUUAUGUCUAUCUUGUUUUGUAACUAUUUCGUAUUUUUAAUGUAUGUCCUAAUCUCAUAUAUAAAAGUGAAUUUGCUAUCAGAAAAUGUUAUAAGACAA